GUAGGAUAAAACAGUAUACACUGAUAGAAGAUGUGUGAUUAGUAGGAUAAAACAGUAUACACUGAUAGAAGAUGUGUGAUUAGUAGGAUAAAACAGUAUACACUGAUAGAUGUGUGAUUAGUAGGAUAAAACAGUAUACACUGAUAGAAGAUGUGUGAUUAGUAGGAUAAAACAGUAUACACUGAUAGAUGUGUGAUUAGUAGGAUAAAACAGUAUACACUGAUAGAAGAUGUGUGAUUAGUAGGAUAAAGUGGUAUAUAUUGACAGGAGUUGUUUGAACGCCGUUUACUUCCUGCGGCCCUGAAAAACGCUACAGGUCACGUGACGUGCCAAAGCGGCGCGUGUCCUUAGAAACCACGCACCGGCUCUAACUUUGACAGCUGUUUCCACCUGCUAACGACUGCGCCUCAGGAAAAAACCCUAUUUCUUCGUUCACUUCGCUUUAUCGAAAGUUAUUUGUGCCACAGGGCUUUUCCAGGUGGUCAGUCGCUCAUAAUGUCAACUGGGGAAACGGAAAAAACGACAGGCAACGCUAGUGUGGAUGACGAGGAUUGGCUUUACGGAGACAACGACGAUGAUGUGAACGAUGCCGCAGGUGAUGAUGACGAUAAGAAGACCGAGACUGAAAUUUUCAGUGCUUUGGUUGGAGAUGUGGAAGGCGUUAAUGGAGUUGAUCAUCAGGAUGCGGACAGCGACUCGGACAGCGACGACAACUUGCGCGUUACCAUCGGCAACAUCAAAACAGACAUCCAGAGCACUAGCACUGCUGUCAAUCUCAAGACCUCAGGCAUAACCACCGUGUCAGGCACAAAGGUCAGAGGAGUGGCUCUGGUUGCAGUGGACGGCAUCAUUGGCACUCCAGAACUAGAGGUGGAUGAGGAGAAGCCUUGGAGAAAGCCAGGUGCGGACCUGUCAGACUAUUUUAACUACGGCUUCAACGAGGACACCUGGAAGACUUAUUGUGACAAACAGAGAAGACUGCGCAUGAGCCUAGAGUUCAUGACCUUAGGCUCGUCUGACAAAACCACGGGUAGUCAUGAUGAGCCGGUGUCUAAAUCGGAUUGCUCCUCCAGGAAGUUGAAAAACUCCAUCGAUGUAAUCGGAGGGCAAACAGAGACCAUCAUUCGUGUGGAAGGGCGAAGACAUCACAGCACAGAUGGAAGCAGCAUGCAGGUGCCGUCCUCCUCCGAAAGGCCCGUGGAUGCUGAGCCGCCAUCCUCUAAGCCACCUCCUUUCUUUGCCCCCAUCAUUCCUUCUCCACCUUUUCCUCUUCUCUCCAUCAGCUCCACUCCUCCUUUUAUACAACACCCACCACGACCGCCCAUGAGUGUCCCGCCACCUGGUUUUCCACUUCCUCCUGAAGUUCCUUCUCUUCCCUUUACAUCAGGCAGUGGCCGUUCAGGAGGAAGCUACGAUGGCCGCUGUGCCCCGUUGUACCCCUUUGCUGCAGGUGUUUAUCCACAUGCUCUGGGGCCCAUGACGCCCUGGCUGGGCUUGAGUGACCGUGCCAAAGUGUGGAAGCCUUACAGCUGUCAGGACAAAGAGAGGGAACGCGGGAAGGAUAGAGAGAGGACCCGGGACCGAGAGCCGAAGAAAGAGCACGAGAGAGAGCGCGAUCAGGAGAACACGCCGGCGUUUCGGAGCCGCAGCAGUGACAAAGAGCGUGCGUCACGUCACAGGGAGCACGGCGAUCGGGAGCGAGAGAGACAUCGGGAACACGAUCGAGACGGGAGAGAAAGAGAAGAGCGGCAUCGUGACAGGAAACACAGGGAGCGUACCGAGCGACGCAAAUCCUCACGCAGCAGUAGCAGUCGGAGAAGGCAUUCCAGCGAUGAUGGAGAGAGCCACAGGAGACACCGAUACAAGCGCUCCAAACGCAACAAGGACAGCACGGACACUGAGUCCACUGACUGAACGGGUUAGAGCGUACGUCUUAACACGUUGUCUUAAACGAUUCACUCGGUGGAUGGAAAGUGACAACGUUUGUAUGUUGAUUUGAGCCAAGUUAAGGCCGGGCUCAUUAGGAGCUGGUUUAUUUUCAUUUUAAGCCGUUAUAUGACGGCUACUUUACAAAACUAAUUUAUUAACCAAAUCUUUUUUUUUUUUUUUUUAUUUAAGCCAAGUUAUUGUAAGAUGACUUGAAUGGGGGGAAACCCCAAACUUGAUUGUUAAGCUAAGAUGAAUUAUAUUUAUGUUGUGUCUUUGUGUGGCUUUGUUGCGGUAUGAAAACAGUAUUAUAAAUAAUUUGGUAAACCAGUUGUGCCAGUGUGAAAAUUUUACCAAACAACAUUAGCAUUCACAGGCCAUACUUGCGCGCACACACACACAAUAUAUAUAAUUUUUUAUAUAUAUAUAGGCUCUGACCGUGACACAGGUUUCCUUAUAGAAUAAUUUUAUUUGAUUGAACCAAAAGUAUCAUCAGAUACAGAAUGCUUCAUAAGCCAUAGCAUGAGACACUAGACCACAUGGCUUUCCACAAUGAGCUGCAGACAUGAAAAUAUAUCUCCAUGGAUAUGUGUGCCAUCUUUUGUCUCAUCUCUAAAACGCAAAAUCAGCGAAGCAAGGCCGCCAAACUCACAGUACUAUAAGCGCGCGCACACACACACACACACACACACACACACAUACAUACAUAUACAGUGCAUCCGGAAAGUAUUCACAGCGCUUCACUUUUCCCACAUUUUGUUAUGUUACAGCCUUAUUCCAAAAUGGA
Messenger RNA from Ictalurus furcatus (blue catfish), 2713 nucleotides. Its product is annotated as pre-mRNA 3'-end-processing factor FIP1-like. Gene Ontology annotation, molecular function: RNA binding. The transcript has 16 exons. Gene Ontology annotation, cellular component: mRNA cleavage and polyadenylation specificity factor complex. The coding region runs from base 496 to 1914 and encodes 472 amino acids. The record is from RefSeq and is a predicted model, not a curated record. NCBI's taxonomy places the organism in Eukaryota, Metazoa, Chordata, Actinopteri, Siluriformes, Ictaluridae.